Molecule: messenger RNA, 1781 nt
Organism: Sphaeroforma arctica JP610
Lineage: Eukaryota; Ichthyosporea; Ichthyophonida
Exons: 1
Source: RefSeq, a predicted model, not a curated record
AGCGAGGAACCGAGCAAACACCUCAGCUUCUCGAUUCAGCAAUGAUUCUGAUGGUGUUCCGGGUAGUCGGCGUGGUACCAAAGCGCUCGUGCCGAAGAAACACGUGCUCUUGCGAUGCUUUACUCCUGGGUUCCUGCGGGCGGAUCAAGUGUUCGAUGUGCACAUCAGCACGUAUUCCACGGACCCCAGACAACUGCAAGUUAGGCGAAUAAAGGCAUAUUUGCGCCAAAAUGUGAUGUACAAGCACGAGAAGGAACCCAUUCUGUACAGCACCGUGAUUGCACACGACAAACUAAAGCCUAAGGCAAGUAUUCUGUUUCCACAACCCGCCGAGAACGAAUUCAAAAUGACCAUCAAUCCCGCCAAAACGCGAUGGCGUGAUGAAUUCCUCAACUUCACGGGAGAAGCCACGAAGAGCAGCAUACCAGUAGCCACCGGAAUCGUGUCCGAUAAAUUAAAUCGGACGCUUCUAAGUGUCGACUAUACAAUUGAGAUACACGUGUCUAUCUUGGGAGGUACAAAGAUAGCCAAGAGUGUGCCGGUGGUACUCGAAAGCCCGUCGGUGGGUAUGGUGCUGUCGAGUGAGAAUCGUGUGGCGGUGCAAGAUUUGCCCGACGAGGCCGUUCGAGAACCAGAAUUAGUCGAAGAGAUGGACUCUAGUGACGAGGAAUUAACGGAUGAAGAGUUAGACGAUGAUGAAUACGAGCGUCUACAGAAGGAAGCCUUCGGUCAACCCCAAUGCAAUAGUCCAGCGAAUAAGAGCAAAUCUGCCUCACACCACAAGCUGAAUGCAUCAAAGGGUGACAGCAGUAUGCGGUCGAGAGCGCUCUCAUCGCCUCCUGUAUCUCCGCACUACGAUGGUCGGAGCGGUAGCGGCGACACAGCUGUGCGAAGGGACUCGUUGCCCGUAUCUCCAUCCCUGGAAGAUUCACAAGGCAACGGCACCGGCACCGAACAAGACGCACAUACAACACAUACAACAACUCUUGUUCGCAUGCAAAGUUCUUCGCCGGGCACCUCGCAGACGAUCGCGCACAGACAGAAUAGUAUUCAGACUGGCUCUCAGUUGGUCUCUGAGGCCCAGCGCGUGCCUCUGCCCGCCGUGAGUGUGGGGGCUAUCGUCCCGCCGUCUUACGAGAAUCUGAAUGAAACUAGUACGCCCGCAAUAAACACGAUGUCCGUGAGGAGUAGGAGUGAGCAGCUCGCAGCCAAAUUCACGAGGACAAAGAAACGAGAGAAAGAAAAAGAAAAGGAGAAAAAGAAGGGGGGGUUAAACGCUGGUGGUGCAUCGAGUGGUAGUGGUCACUCUGGCGACGUACCGGCCUCGCAGACCAGUACAAACCCCCCGGGGAAGCAUGUAAAAUUCAUGAAGAAAUUGAGAGCUAGAGCGACGACCAGAAAUCAAACAAGUUCCAGCUCUAGUCCGACCGUGCAAAGGAACGCUUCUAUGGCACGAACUCGUUCAAGCGGGCUUCCACGGAGCCAGCUAUCGGUUACAAAUGAGAAUGGGGACGUAGAGGGAGUCGAUGAGCAUGGUUUGCCAAGGUAUUCUAUGAUUAGUACUGCGGCCGCUCUAUUGAAUACCGAAGACAGUCGCAACAGCACGAGGGAACUAUAACUAGUUAGUACAUGGUACCCUUAAUGCCGGUGAGAGGUAAAUUAGUUAUAAAUUUGUAAUAUAGUUUGGCCUGAAAAGUGCUACAUAUUACUAGCUUCGCUAGGUUUCCAUGAAGUUCAAUAUUCUUAAAUUACGAAUAAGUAAAUGGGAUAGAGUUAUCGUG